AUGGAGUCUGUUCGAGAUUAUGCCAGCAUCAUUCAUUCACCAUCAUUCACCUUCCUGGUCGGCCCACGACACGAGAAGCUGACGAUUCAGUCUGGGCUCGCCAAGCAUGUCUCCAAGCCUCUCCAUAAUCUCAUGAACGGUCCAACAAGGGAAUCAAAACACCGAAUUGCCGUGAUAGAGGAUGAGGAUGUCGAAACCUUCGUCGCCUUUUGCGAGUAUGCAUACACCGGCGACUAUAGCGUGCCUCGACCGAAGCUGGAGGACCUGGAAGAACCUAGUGUUGGUGUGGUCGAAAGUACCCCAGCCUCCGCCACUUGGAGAGCAGAAUAUCGAUCCGGUUCAAUGUCGUCGGCCGUGCCACCCCCGGCUCCCUCGCCGCCUCCGCAGCAUCGCCAUCGGAAACAUAGCGCGGCGUACCAUGAGCUUACGCACCAACGCGAGCCGCCCACAUCGCAGUGCGCGGUCGAGCCUUCCCCCGUAGAGGUGAUCAGGGAAGCGGAAGCCCCGACGGAAGCCCCAGCGGAAGCCUCAGAGCCCGAACCCCAGCCGGCUCAAGAGCUUGAAGCUUCAGCCGACGCACCCAAUGCCGAGCCCGAGCCAGCGGUGUACGAAGACACGGAGACUACACCGGUAGCGCCGGCUGCUGAGGAGGAGCCUCCUUCCGAGGAGCAAUGGGCAGACCCAAACGAACGACCUGUCUCAUGGGAGGCCGAAGAGCCCAAGUCAUCUAAAAAGAAGGGAAAGAAAGGAAAGAAGGGCAAGAAAUCAAACCUUCAACCAGAGCUCAUCGAAGAAGAAACUCCUAUGCCGGCUGAGACUGUCAACCUCACGCCGCCAUCAACACCACCCCCAGAGGUUGCUGCUGAACCAGAACCAGAACCAGAACGGGAACUAGACCUCGUUGCUGAAAACGAUCCUCCAGCAGAGCCUACUUCAGAGCCAGAGCCCGAACAGACUCAGUACCAGGAACAGCCUGUCGAUGAACCCGCGCCUGCAGUUGAAGAACCCGCGCUCGCGGAGGACCAGCCCACCUUUGUGCCAGAGGAUCCUAUGGAAGAUUCAUGGACUCAAGAUAGGAACGACACGAUCCAAGGGCAGCGCCAAAGACCCAUGCUCGACAUGUCCUUUGCGCAGCAGCAAGCCUCAUCCCCCUGCGAGCCUGGUCUCAGCCUCUGGGACGAGUUCAUGUCCCUGCAAUACAACGAUGAACACCCAGUUUCCAAGCCCUCGCCUAUCGACAGGGGAUCAACAGACCUCCCCUACAUCACAUUCCACGCGAAAGUCUACGUGUUCGCCACACGAUACCUGAUCCCCGCUCUCGCGCAGCUCUGCCUCCGAAAGCUGCAUCGAGACCUCCUCGUCCUGUCCCUACCGAGCGACGAAACUUCCGAGUCGCAAAUCUUCGACGGCUUGGCUGCAUCCAAGGCCAGGAUGGUGCUCAACCUGGUGCACUAUGCAUACACGAAAACGGCCCGGUUGGAGCCGAUCACACCGACGUCCGCGACGCAGCUUCGGGAGAACGAGCUCCGCCGACUGGUCGUUCACUACGCAGCAUGCAAGGUGAAGGAGCUGGCCCGAUAUCACUCGGCAGACGAUUCAGUUGCAGCGACACCGUCUCUGCGAGCGGUGGAUCUGAAGGUGGAGCGAGGCGAGAGUUCAGCGCCUAAAAACCUCCGUGCCUUGCUAGAUGUGACACCGGAGCUGGCCUCUGAUCUUGUCUAUCGCUUAAUGUGA
Messenger RNA from Penicillium bovifimosum, 1734 nucleotides. RefSeq lists its product as uncharacterized. Lineage: Eukaryota; Fungi; Ascomycota; Eurotiomycetes; Eurotiales; Aspergillaceae. The record is from RefSeq and is a predicted model, not a curated record. The coding region runs from base 1 to 1734 and encodes 577 amino acids. The transcript is spliced from 2 exons.